AUAUAGGACAGGACAUCCAGUUUUCUCCAUUGAUUUUCCCGGAGCCUUACUGGAAGCUAAACGCCUGCUCGCUGCUGUCUGUACCGAAGUGGUAAACAUUGAUUACUUAAGAUGCCCAAAUACAAGCUGAUUUACUUCAAUCUUCGUGCGCGAGGGGAGAUAAUCCGGCUGCUCUUCUCCUUGGCAGGGGUACCGUUUGAGGAUUAUCGCGUUGAUCUGGACGAGCAUUUCAACCCUGCUGCGGAGUACGCGGAGAUCAAGAAAGCGGCUCCUUUCGGUCAGCUUCCGGUGCUGGAGGUGGAUGGCGAGAACCUCGCUCAGAGUCACGCUAUCGAGAGGUUCUUGGCUCGCGAAUUCGGACUGGAUGGUGAGACAUCACUGCAGAAGGCCAAGGUCGACAUGUGGAUCGAGGGCGCGGACGAAAUCCUUCGGCGUGUUUCGGAUAACAUCGAGGAGCAUGACGCCAAAAAGAAGGCUGCUGACAAGAAUCGCAUCAUGACCGUAGUCGCACCAGCGGUGCUUGGCGCACUCGAGAAGACCCUAUCUCUGAACAAGGGAGGGUUUAUUGUCGGCGACAAGCUGACCGUGGCGGACGUGGCCUUCUUCAGCGUCCAGGACUGGCUGAAGUCUGCCUAUAAAGAAGAGGGUGUGUCUCUGGUGGCCGGGUACAAGGCAGUGGAUCAGCACUUGACCAAGAUUUCAAAAAUACCCGCCGUCGCUGACUGGGUGAAGAAGAGACCGGAAACCCCGUUCUGAAUGGCUGCAGCUGAGAUGGAAACUCAGUCAUAGGAAGCUGUGGAAGAGACCGGAAACAUUCUCGCAGUUACCUAAUUUAAAGAAGUAAAAAUGUCUCCAAUGUUAUGGCAGAAAGAAACCACUGAAACUGCAGGAUAAAGGCAUCUGUUCGUAA
Liolophura sinensis is the source of this 910-nucleotide messenger RNA. RefSeq names its product hematopoietic prostaglandin D synthase-like. Bases 112 to 756 code for a protein of 214 amino acids. NCBI's taxonomy places the organism in Eukaryota, Metazoa, Mollusca, Polyplacophora, Chitonida, Chitonidae. The transcript has 6 exons. Gene Ontology annotation, biological process: glutathione metabolic process. Gene Ontology annotation, molecular function: glutathione transferase activity. The record is from RefSeq and is a predicted model, not a curated record.